Molecule: messenger RNA, 1875 nt
Organism: Striga hermonthica
Lineage: Eukaryota; Viridiplantae; Streptophyta; Magnoliopsida; Lamiales; Orobanchaceae
Source: the annotation of a GenBank genome assembly
AUGGCGUCUGCCGUGUUAGCGAGACAGAAGGAGACGAGCUGGGGCCCCAUGGGGAAGAACCCGUACUCAAAUUUACCCCUGAAUGCAAACCCUAAUCCUAACCCCAAGAAAAAGCAGAAGAAAUUCCACCACGCCGCCGCGAACGAAAUCAUCUCCGGACGAUUCCAAGCCAACGGCAAUAACCACCACAACCUCGAAUCUCCGGCGGUGACGCAGACGGCGUCCGACGAUGCCUAUUCCUUCAACCAGACGACAACCAGCAGGAAAGCAGCUAAUUACGGGGGCUACAUGACCUUCAAUUUAGCCUCGUAUACGAAGUCUGACCUCGUGGAGCUCCGCAAGCGGCUGUCGUCAGAGCUCAGUCAGAUCCGUGAUUUACGAGAUCGGAUUGAUUCUGGCCAAAUCAGCAUUAUGGAGAACCCUAGAUCCCAGGUGAAAUCAAAGAAAUUUUCCGGAAACAAGAGACCUGGCGCAGUUGUUGCAUUCAUGCCCAAAAAAUUGCCCAAUGGAUAUGACAGUGGCAGUAUGGACCCUGCUGAUUGUGAAAUGAUGUUAAAGGAAUGCGGCAAGAUUGUCACCAAAUUAUUAAAGCACAAGUUUGGGUAUGUUUUCAAGGCUCCUGUUGAUGUUGUGGCCUUUGGGCUUCAUGAUUAUCACCUGAUUGUGAAACAACCAAUGGAUCUUGGCACAGUGAAAGCAAAUCUUGCCAAGAAUCGCUAUCUGAAUCCCUUGGAGUUUGCAGCUGAUGUGCGGCUGACUUUUAAUAAUGCAUUGCUUUACAACCCCAAGAGUGAUCCUGUUAAUGGGAUGGCGGAGCAGUUGUUGGCCAAAUUUGAGGAGCUGUUUAGGCCAAUACAAGAUAAGAUUGAUAAUUAUUUGGAGCAGCAGAGGGAGAUGGUGGCUUGCGAGUUUCGAGCAUAUGACGAGUUGCACUAUAGGGGUAUUGAUGAAUUGCAAGGGAGCUCAUGGAAUAACCAUGCGAAACAGUUCAUGCCUUCCCCACCCAGAGAGAAGACUAAGCCUAAAGCUAGUCCUGUUCCAGUUGAUUCGAAUCCUCCUCCUAUGAUCCAGCAGCCUCCUCCUAUGAUGCAGGAGUUGUUUCCUCCUUCUCCCAUGGGACUUCCUUCUAUGCCGCCCAACAGAGAGCUGAAAGCUGGGAGGAGUGGUGCACCAAAGCUGCCUAAGCCUAAAGCUAAGGAUGAGAAUAAACGAGACAUGAGCAUGGAGGAGAAGCAGAAGCUAGGUAUUGGACUGCAGAGCUUGCCUCAAGAGAAAAUGCCACAGUUGGUGCACAUCAUAAAGAAGAGGAAUAAGCACUUGGCCCAGGACGGGGACGAAAUAGAGCUUGACAUUGAGGCCCUUGACAAGGAAACUCUUUGGGAGCUCGACCGUUUUGUCACCAACUGGAAGAAGAUGGUGAGCAAGUCCAAGCGGCAGGCGUUGAUGAACAACACUCAACCAGGUGGGGCUGUUGCUCCUGCCAGUCCUGUUGCGGAUGUUGAUAUGGGCGCAAUGAGUGACAAAAAUGAUGAUGACUUGGGAAGAAAAAUGAAAGAUAAUGAUGAUGAGGAUGUGGACAUUGAUGAUGACAUGCCUGCGGCUAGCUUUCCUCCAGUUGAAAUUGAAAGGGAUGAAGGGGCUGGAGGUGUUGGCAUUGAGGAUCACGAUCGUGUAAAUGUAGGUGGCCGGGACCAUGAUCAUGUGGGUGUGCAGGUUCGGGAUAAUGGAGAUGGCCAUGAUAAUGAUGAACGAGGCAAUGCAAGUAGCAGCUCAAGUAGUUCGGGAAGCUCGAGCAGUGAUUCGUCUUCCUCGAGUGAUUCUGAUUCAGGGAGUUCCUCUGGGAGUGACUCAGAUGCAGAUGAUGCUCAGUCUUGA